AUGAUUUCACGUAUGUCCGUGCGAACCCACACUCAGACGGAGACCCUAACGAAGCAGGAUUCGGUGAAUAUGCUAAAGAAUAUAAUUAAAUUAGGCAUAAGCUUAGUUACGUAUUUACGUAAUUUGUUUGAAGAGAAUGCAUAUGAAGAAGUAUGUAUUCAAGAGUUAAAAUUGAAGAGGCUGUUACCAAUAAACCCCGAAGCACAUAUGAUAAUAAACUGGUUGGAAAAAGGUGUUUUUGACGCAAUAGAGAAGGAAUACUUGCGAAUAUUAAUAUUGGACAUAAAUGAUGUAUAUGAUAAUACAAUUGAAUGUUAUAAAUUUAGUUUUUCAUAUAAUACCAUAAGGGCAGGAGGAGGAGGGGAAAUUGGAGUUACCUUAGAAACAUCAAAAAAUAAUCCGAAUAAAAAUUAUAAUGAUAAUUUAGAAGAACAAAGAAAAAAUUUUAAUGUUAACAGAUUAAGAAAUAUAAAGGACAGGUUAUUAAAUAAAAAAAGUACGAACGACACAUCCUUAUAUUUAAAAAAACACGCAAAAGAAAGAACAUAUGAAUUACUUAGAUCAUUAGUAUUACUAACACAAACAUUAAAUCCUUUACCCGAAAGAACAUACUUAUCAAUGAAACUAUUAUAUUAUGAUGAAAUUGUACCAUACAAUUAUCAACCACCAUAUUUUAGAAAUCCGGAUAAUACGGACUUACUCAAAUUUGUUAAUAUCCCAAAUGAAGAAUAUGUUGGCAAAAUAGACACAGGUCAUCAUUUCUUAUCAAUUAUUGUAAAUUCAACAUGUAACAGUAAUAUAACUGAAGAAUUAUGUCCUUAUUAUUAUAAUGGAACACAUAACCAAGAUUUCGUGAAUGAAUAUCAGCAUGUAAAAACAGUAGAAGAUGACUGUAACUAUAACAGUCAUAAUAACCUAUAUAUUAAUGGCUAUCAAAAUAAGUGUCAUCCGUAUUAUGAACAGUACACAUAUGGAGGGAAUAAAAAUGAAGGUGCUAAAUACGAAACGGAGAGGUACAACUACUUGAAUAGACGAUUAACUAAAAACAUAAAUUAUCCAAACGACGCAAAUAAUUACAUUAUUAUAGACGAUUAUGAUGAUGAUGAUAAUGAUAAUAAUAACAGUAAUAAUACGAGCAAUAGUAAUAGUUAUACUAAUGGUAAUAGUAAUAGUAAUACUAAUGAUAAUAGUAAUACUAAUGAUAAUAGGAAUACUAAUGAUAAUAGGAAUACUAAUGAUAAUAGGAAUACCAAUGAUAAUAGGAAUACCAAUGAUAAUAGGAAUACUAAUGAUAAUAGGAAUACCAAUGAUAAUAGGAAUACCAAUGAUAAUAGGAAUAUCAAUGAUAAUAGGAAUACCAAUGAUAAUAGGAAUACCAAUGAUAAUAGGAAUGCCAAUGAUAAUAGUAAUAGUAACAGUAAUAGAAAUAGUAAUACGAAUGAUAAUAGUAACAAUAAUAGUACAAAUAAUAAUAUAAGUAAUUAUGAUAUUAGAAAUUUGAGGAACGUCAGUAUUAACGGUAACGUGAGGAACAACUAUAAUUAUGAUGUCCACGAACACAUAGAUCGAAUGAGCAAACAGGGAAAGAAAAUUUUCAACAAAAGCGGACGAAAAACAAAAAAGAAAUCGUCAUCAUUUCCUGAGUUCAACAUAAACGAAAAGGCUUCCUCUUUAGCAAGAAUUAUAAAAAGAAGUAAUGAUCCUGAUCAUAGUAGUAAUUCAGAUAAUGACUGCUAUAUGAAAUUGGAGAAAGUACUAUCACAUACAUAUGUAGAUGGGGAUGAACAAGAUUGUGUACAAGUAGAAAAGAGAGAAAUAGAAGAUGAUAAAAGAAAGAAAAACAAACAUGACGACGCAGGUAAAGAGGAGUCACAAAUUUUUUAUUAUCGUAGUAAUCCUUAUAGAAGAAAUGUAGACACAAUGACUUCAAAAAUUUAUGAUGAUGAUAAUAAUAAUAAUGCUUAUGUAAAAAAUGGACAAAAUAACAUGAAAGAUAAAAUGAACGCUCUAGUCAUAAGACAAACAAAAAGUUCCUACACUCCUCAAAUUAACCAAAAAGAAAAUGUAAAACAUACGUAUUCAUUUAAUGGUGAUGAUUAUUCGUAUUCCGACUCAGACCUAGAAAAUUUUGAAAAUAAGAAAAAAACGUACAAGACAUAUAAAGAUAAUAAUUCAUUAUUGAAAUCUGAAAAAAAAAAUAAUAAAAUGUUAACACAUAAAGACUUAAAGGACAAAAAAUCAUUGCGUAAAAGGUUAAUCCUAAAAUAUAAGAAGAAAGAAAUGCUCCACAGAAUAAGGAUGUAUAUUACGAGAUAUAAAAUUCUAAGUAAAACUAAAAUUAGGCAGAAGUUCCCUGACGUAUCUAACUAUGAUAUUGAUAAAGUGUUACAUAAAUUAGUGUCUGAAAAUAUUAUUCAGAGAAACGGAUACAAGUUUUACAAAUUUGUCGAGAAUAAAGGUGUGGAAAUGAACUGUCCAAAAAAUGACUGCUUGGAUAUAACUGACGAGGAGAAGAUUGAUUCAGAGGAUGGCCAAUCGGAUGAUCAGUUUGGGGACCAAUCGUAUGACCAAUUGGAUAACCAAUCGGGUAAUCAGUCAGAAGAAUGUGUGAGCAACCAAGGAAAUAAACAAGCUGACGAACAUGUGGAAAAAGAAACAAAUAAACAUGUUGAUUACUCAGAGUUAGAAGAACUGGACAACCUAAAAAUGUCUAAGGUACAGAAAAGCGACACAACAGCAGAAUAUGUGAUUGACGAGAUGGACUGUGCAGACACAUCGAAAGAGGAAAACGCAAAGAACGCAGAAACAGACAGUAGAUCUACAAAUAGCCAAAUGCAUAACAAUAAUAAUAACAUUAGCAUUAACAAUAAUAAUAAUAAUAAUAGUACCGAUAUAACAGGAAAAACUGACCUAUCAAAUAACAUUGACCAAUCAAAUAACUCUUAUCAAGCAAAUAAUUCUGAUCUUACAUAUAAUGCCGAUCCUGUUGAGUGUCUUAACCGUGAUGAUCAUAUGGAGGGAGAGAAUGAAGAAGACAUGAAUGAAAUAAAUAACGAUAUUCAAAAGUUAUACGAUGAUGUAUAUAAUUUAUGUCUAAAAACUAAAUAUGUUAAUAGAGAAAUUAUCACCAAAGGACUUGGAAUCUACCCAUUACUAUCUAAACCACUCCUAGAUAGACUAAUUAAAGAAGGAGUGAUAAAAAAAAAAAUAGUAAAAAAUAAAGGGUAUGAAAGUAACAUCUUUGUCCCCUUGGAGAAUACUUUCAACUUAAAAAAGAAUGACCAAAUGAUCAGAGCAGAUGAUUCAUUUGAAAAUAAUAGCUUUUCCUUUGCAAACAAUAUUAAUGAUGUAAUAAAAAAGGAUUGA
Plasmodium malariae is the source of this 3366-nucleotide messenger RNA. RefSeq names its product HORMA domain protein, putative. Lineage: Eukaryota; Apicomplexa; Aconoidasida; Haemosporida; Plasmodiidae. Bases 1 to 3366 code for a protein of 1121 amino acids. The transcript has a single exon. The record is from RefSeq and is a predicted model, not a curated record.